Molecule: messenger RNA, 1374 nt
Organism: Caenorhabditis briggsae
Lineage: Eukaryota; Metazoa; Nematoda; Chromadorea; Rhabditida; Rhabditidae
Exons: 9
Coding region: 1-1374 (457 amino acids)
Source: RefSeq, a predicted model, not a curated record
AUGAGGAAUCUGAUAUUUUUGGCCGUUUUGGCUUCCUCUGUUUGCUCAUUGAGUUUCUGGGAAAAGGCACAAGGAUAUCUAUCUGGAAAUGAAGCAGCCAAUGCAAGUGCUGGGGAAUCAGGAUCAGCAGCAACGUCCAAUUUCUGGGCAGGAAUUCAGAAUUCUUCAUUCGGACAAUCUGUUCAAGGAGGAAUCAAUCUCUACAAUCAAGCCAAAAACAAUAGCGGAUCCAACAACUGGCAAAAAGCUCUCGCCAACUCUUCCCUUGGAAACUAUUACCAACAAGGAGUGAACUUUUUCUCAGGAAAUGGAAGUACCAGUUUCAUUGACACUGCUGCAAUUCAACAAUCUAUCGGAAACUCGUCAUUCGGUGAAGCUGUACAAAGUGGAAUCGAUUUCUACAAUAACUUGAAAAACGGACCAACACCAUGGUCGGGUAGCGCAUCUGACGUCAUCGGCAGCUUUGUUCCAUUCCUUGCCAAUGCCUCCACUGAAGCAAAGACUGAAUUCUAUGCAAUUCUUCCAAAGGUUGGAAACAUGACGAUCAAUGAAUUCGAAACCGCUGUUGAUGAAUGGGCAGCCAAGUAUGGAUUGACUCAAGAAGUUGAGGCAUUCAACCAAAGAAAGGAAAAUGAGACUGCUGCCGCUGAGGCUCAUGCCAAUGAUGUUGUCAUGAAUCUUCCAAACGUUAUCAACAAUUUGAAGGCUAUCCGUGCUGAUAAGAAUCAGACAGCCAUGGAAAUGCACUCGAGAAUGAUGACUUAUAUAAACUCGUUGGAUGACGAUACCCAAGAAAUCGUCUUCGUCUUCUUCAAAAGUUUCCUUCCACCACAAUUUACCAAACCAAGAUGUGUUGACAACGGAAACUUUUUGACCAACAUGUACCAAAAAGCUUCUGAAUUCUUCGGAGGAAACAACAGCACCAUGGGAUCAGGAAAUGGAAAUGGAAAUGGAAUGAUGGGAGGGAAUGGAAACAUGUUUGGAAGUAUUGGAUCUCUGUUUUCCUCAUUCAAUAAAAAUGGUAACGGAAACGGAACAGACAAGCCACACCCAAUGCUUGGAAUGCUUAGCAACUUCAUGAACAAAAAUAACAUCAGUGAAAACCAAGCAAACGCCGUGAUGAAUGGAGUUCAGCAUGAUGAAGGAUUUGCUUCAAUCCAGAUUCUUCCGGUUGCCCAAGCGGACAUCGGUCGUCCGAUACUCUCUGGAGAAGGGGAUUUCAGUUUACAAAUCGUCGAACAGGCCGAAGCAACCACGAAAAAGAACAAAAAACAGCAACAACAGGUCAACAAGAAUAAAAAUAAGAAGAAGACGACAGUCGCCCCGAUCGCUGAUGCCAACGUCGCAUUGGAAGUAAAUGCACAAGUCCUUUAG